Molecule: messenger RNA, 3155 nt
Organism: Melanotaenia boesemani (Boeseman's rainbowfish)
Lineage: Eukaryota; Metazoa; Chordata; Actinopteri; Atheriniformes; Melanotaeniidae
Product: SLAIN motif-containing protein 1-like
Exons: 10
Coding region: 331-2229 (632 amino acids)
Biological process (GO): microtubule nucleation; cytoplasmic microtubule organization; positive regulation of microtubule polymerization
Cellular component (GO): microtubule plus-end
Source: RefSeq, a predicted model, not a curated record
UUUUGUUGGACGUGAACUCACCAUUUAAACUGACAGGUGCAGCUUCCACCUGUGAUCAUCUGCUCCGUUCCGAGAGGUGGAGGCUGACACGUGUGGGUGUGUGUAGUAGAGGGGUGGAGUCUUAAAGUCUCCCAUUGGGUGACCGUCCAGACAAGGCUUCCUAGACAGAUUAGCCUACUACCGCUGCCAAACACAAAUCAGUUGUAAGACGACGGGCGAGCCGGAGGGGAAAAAAGUGCCGCAGUCGCAGCAGCCUGGACGUAUCUCCUCUCCAUAUCUUUUCCAAACUGGAGGCGGCUUAGGAAGUACUGUUUCCUUUGUUCAGGUCCAAUGGAGGCAGCCGUACUGAACCCCGCGAUAAUGACGGAGGUGGACUGCAACAGCAACACCCUGAACGCAGAGUUGGAGGUGAAGAAGCUGCAAGAGCUGGUCCGGAAACUGGAGCGGCAGAACGAGCAGCUGCGGACACGGGCCAGCGGCUGCUCAGGCGGGCCGCAUGUGCUGCCUCCCAACCCAGCGUGCAUGCUUGGCAGUGCCGCUGGAUACUGCCUCCCCAGCCCGCUGCCCACCUUGCUGUGUCAGUCGUCCUUGGGGUCAUUCUGUCCUCCGGAGCCUUUCGACUAUUACUACCCGCACAACGCCGGUGAUGGAGUCCAAGGCUCCCUAGAGGAGGAGGAGGACGCAUCCGAACCAUCGGUUCUAGAUGACCUGGAGCUUUUAGAUUUGGAUUCAUUGAGCUGCUCAGAGGAGUCUGAAGAGACAUGGUUAUAUGUGACAUCGAAGACCAGCGAGACCACUAACGAGUCCUUUACACCCCUUCAGUGGUGCCGGCAGGCUCUGGAUAGCCCCACAUCGGAGGUAGAGGCUGCCAGGAGGUCGUUGUCCCUCAGAUUGGAACAAGUCUCCAGGUGGCGGAGCGCCUUAUCCAGCCCCUCCCCCUCCUCCUCCCCUGGUCCUCCUCUGAGUCGAGUCGCAGGAGUGUCACCCAUCACCUCCUCCCCGUCAACCAAACCCUGCUCCACUCCCCAGCCGUCUGAGAGACAUGCUCCAACCCUAUCCUCCCCGCUCCACCAAGUCCUCCAUCACACCCUGAGUCCUGUAGGGAAGGAGCUGUCCCCAGUAGCUGAGAGAACUCCUACAUUCCUCCCUCACCCAGCCAGUCGAAGCCGCAGCCUCAGAUGCGCAGCCCUCAGCCCACAGUCGUCCAUGGACAGCGACCUCGGCAUGUCGGAGAUGGACGACAACUCCAUUAACCUCGACUACAAACUGCAGGACCUGACGGAUGUCCAGGUGAUGGCCCGGCUGCAGGAGGAGAGUCUAAGGCAGGACUACGCCAGCACCUCGUCCAUCCUGGCCAACCGCCGCAGCCAGAGCUUCACCUUCCAACUCAGCCAGCUCAGCGGCGGCCCCGACCUGGAGGAGGAAGACGAGGAGGACGACGAAGACUACGGCCUCCUGCCGCCACCGCAGCCGCGCCUCACCCGCCUGCCGCACUCCCACACUUUCUCCAGCAUGCGAGACUGGCGAAGAAGCACCAGCUCCCUGUGCACCCCUCCUUCCACCCCCUCCACCCCCCCGUACCCUUCCGCUGGGUUCGCCUUUCAAGCUCAGCCUCAGGGACUGGGACAGGGACUAGGACUGGGACUGGGCAGCCUCUGCGGAGCCGAGCAGCAGGGCUUCAGACCAGGAUCAGUCGAACAUGAGAAUAAAUUGCGGAGAAGCAUGCCGAACCUCGUCAGAGCUCCCAGCAUGCCCAGUGUGCCCAUUCCCACCAAUCCCAGCGCUUCCCCCUCUUUGCUUCGUAACAGCCAGAGCUUUGAUUCGUCCAGCAGUCUGGCUCGCCUGCAGUCCUCCAUCCCCUCCCCAGUCCAGCUUCAAAACAGAGUACAAAGCGUAGGGAACUUCUCCUUGUCACGGCAACCACUGAAGGCCACCGCCUAUGUCAGCCCCACCAUCAAAGGUUCCACCUCCACCAGUCUCCAGCCUCUGCUCAGCAGUGGCGGUGGCAGUGGGAUCCCGCUGCUCAGUAAAGCUGCAGGUGGAGGGUCCACCGCCACCUCAAACAUGCUGCGCAGCAGUUUGCCACGGCCCGCCUCCUUCAUAGCCACCACAGGCACUGCCCCCCACAGCAAAGUGGCCCAACCAUCACGAAGUUUACUGAUGCCUCCAAAGAGCUUGUCCACCCUCAGUGCACUUCGUGACGGCACCUGGAGAGACGGCUGCUACUGAUGGAUGGAUGCUGGUGGUGCGCUGGAGCCCCGCUGGCUGGGGUGACUCACUCCACCUCAACAUCAAGUUUCCUUUGCAGAUGCUGGACGGUUUUUACCAAAAACUGACUGUUGAUGACAUCAAAUCUGAAAUCCUGCAUAGAAUACACCAAUGUCUUCAAGUGAACUUCACUCUAAAUUCUAUGCAGAAUUUCUUCGGAGAAGGCGGGUUAUCUUAGUGGAUCGGAAAGUGCGGCAGCUUCAAUCGAUGCUUUUUUUUUUCUGUUCCGUGCCAAGAGGGAGAUGUUCCCUGUAGCUUUUGUGCAAUAACCUGUAAUACUAACCUGCGAAACAGGGCUGCCAUUUUUUUUUCUUUUUUUUUUAAUUAAAAAAGCCUCUAAUUCUCUAUUUAUAUAUUUAUAUUAGAUAAACCAUUUUAACUAAUCAGGUGUGUUUGCUGUGGCAAAAAGUGCCGGUGCUGCUGCUAAAGUUUGAAUCAGUCCUUGUUGGUUUGGGCACAUUGGGUCUAAUUUUUACAGGAUAUUAAAGUAUGUAUUUGUGUACUGAACUAAUUAAAUACUUAUUGUGCUUAUGUCUAUAUACUGAUUGGUGCAAUAUUCAAUUUUAAUGUAGUUUUUGACCAAAAUUUCACACGUCUCAUCACGGUGUCACUAAACUUAUUACAAAUGUUGUUGGAGCCAAAAGGAAAACUGUUGUUGUUACACUUUUGAAAAACUCACUUUUUGUUUUACUGUUUGCACUUUUCACAUUUGUUUUUCUGGUUUGAGAAAUAAACACCUACUAAAAUUUACAGUAAUAACACAUUUUCUUGUUAAAUUUCACGUGUUUUUAAAUCAAUAUUUCAGUGGCACAUCUCUUAAUAUGGACACUUUUGUUACUGUGAUGAACUAAAUAACAAGCAUUUUAAUAAAAAUUUACUAAAUUCUG